CUCUUUUUGUUCAUAUUAGCUACAAGCAAUUAAGUGCAAAUCAUAUCUCUAUAUACACACAUUCGGAAGAUAAUGGGUUCCAACGUUUCAUCUGUGCAUGAUGUUCCUUCAUCAGCGGAAACCAAGAAUGGUUUGGUUGUGGAAAUGGAAUCAAGAAGACAGUGGAGAUCUCUCUUUGAUUCCAUGAAAAGCUCAAAUAAAUUGCUAGUGAUUGAUUUCACUGCUGCAUGGUGUGGACCUUGUAAAGCAAUGGAACCUAGAGUUAAGGAGAUCGUUUCUAGGUAUCCAGAAGCUGUUUUUGCGAGGGUUGAUGUGGAUAGAUUCAUGGAUGUGGCUGGAACAUAUAGAGCAAAUACUCUUCCAGCCUUUGUUUUUGUGAAGAGAGGAGAAGAGAUUGAUAGGGUUGUUGGAGCCAAACCUGAUGAACUUGUGUACAAGAUUGAAAAGCAUAGGGUUUAAGAUUUAUUUGUUUUUAAUUUGAAGAACAAAAGAUUAUACAUUUCCGUGUGUGUGUGUGUGUUUCACUGAUUGAAGUUGUGUUUUUGGUUUGCUGUUUUCUCAAAAGUUAUGAAUAAAAAUGACAAAAAUGUU
This is a messenger RNA of Brassica oleracea var. oleracea, 591 nucleotides long. Its product is annotated as thioredoxin H7. Lineage: Eukaryota; Viridiplantae; Streptophyta; Magnoliopsida; Brassicales; Brassicaceae. The transcript has 3 exons. The coding region runs from base 73 to 459 and encodes 128 amino acids. The record is from RefSeq and is a predicted model, not a curated record.